This is a messenger RNA of Tarenaya hassleriana, 1701 nucleotides long. Its product is annotated as cytochrome P450 71B12-like. The record is from RefSeq and is a predicted model, not a curated record. Bases 84 to 1562 code for a protein of 492 amino acids. The transcript has 3 exons. Gene Ontology annotation, molecular function: oxidoreductase activity, acting on paired donors, with incorporation or reduction of molecular oxygen; iron ion binding; monooxygenase activity. Lineage: Eukaryota; Viridiplantae; Streptophyta; Magnoliopsida; Brassicales; Cleomaceae.
AGUCUUUUUCUGCGUCUCUCUCAAUCUCUCCCCCCUCAUCUCCUUCUCCUCUAUCUCACGAAACCUCUGCCACAAACCAAAGAAUGAUGAGUUCUUGGAUCGUCGUUGCUUGCAUCGUUUUCGCGUUUGUUCUCGUUAUAAGAAAACGAAGAGAUGCCAGGAACCUUCCUCCCGGGCCAAAGGGUCUUCCCGUCGUCGGAAAUCUGCAUCAAUUGGGAUCGCAACCCCACCGUUCGUUGUUCGAGUUGUCGAAAAAAUACGGCCCUCUCAUGUAUCUAAAGCUCGGAAACGUGCCCACGGUCGUGGCAUCGACGCCGGAGACCGCGAGAGAAAUCUUGAAAACGUGCGACGUGGACUGUUGUUCUCGGCCUUAUCUCGCUUGCCCCGAGAAGCUCUCCUACGACUUCAACGAUCUCACGUUUUCCCCUUACAACGAAUAUUGGCGAGAGCUGCGAAAGAUGAGUAUGCUCGAACUCUAUAGCUCGAAAAGGGUUCAGUCGUUUCGGCAUGUAAGAGAGGAAGAGGUCAACUCGUUCAUCGGCUUUGUCGAGCAAUCGGGUUUGUCCGGAACUCCGGUUAACCUGAACCGGAAGUUAAUGAGUCUCUCAGCGGGUGUGAUGUGUCGGGUCGGGUUCGGGAUGAACCUUAGAGGGAGCAAACUCGAGGAGAAGUACGGAGAAAUCAUUGUCGAAGCCAUGCAAGUGAUGGGGAGCUUUGCGGCUGCAGAUUUCUUCCCGUAUCUCGGUAGGAUCGUGGAUAUUUUUACGGGAUUACGCGGAAGAUGCGGGAAGGUUUCUCGUGAACUCGACGAGUUUUACGAACAAGCGAUCAAACACCAUCAACAACACGAGAACAAUUUCAUCGGCUUGCUUCUCAAGAUGGAGAGAGGAGAACUCGACCUUGGUAAGUUCCGGCUCACGAGAAACCACAUCAAAGGAAUCCUUAUGAAUGUUCUUCUAGCUGGGGUGGACACUUCGGCUCAAGUCGUGGCAUGGACGAUGACACAUUUGAUAAAGAACCCCAGAGUUAUGAAGAAGGUACAAACCGAACUCAGAGAACGCAUCAAGGACAAGGACAACAUCACCGAAGAGGACAUGAGGGAUCUCGAUUAUUUGAAAAUGGUGAUCAAAGAGACGUUCAGAAUCAAUCCCGUCGUGCUCCUUCUAGCCCCACGAGAAACGAUGAACGAUGUCAAGAUCAACGGAUACCACAUACCGAAGAAAACCCGGAUCCAAGUGAACAUAUGGGCGAUCCAUCGCAAUCCCGAGAUAUGGAAAGAUCCAGAAUGUUUCAUCCCGGAAAGAUUUGCGGAUGUCGAUAUGGACUACAAAGGUCAGAACUUCGAGCUGCUGCCCUUUGGGAGUGGGAGGAGGAUAUGCCCCGGAAUAGGGAUGGGUAUGGCUUUGGUACACUUGGCUCUUAUGAACCUUCUUUACCGAUUCGACUGGAAGCUUCCGGAAGGAACGAAGAUCGAAGACGUGGACGUAGAGGAAAUCUAUGGCCUUACAGCUCUUAAGAAGGAACCACUUCAACUUGUCCCCAUCGUAACUCAGUGGACAUGAUUCGAUCUGUCGUGAAAUAGAUUGCAACUGUGUGUUUUAUUACAGGGCUUUCAUUACUGUUCUUUUGAAGUUCUGCGGAAGUGAAAACGAUGAUCUUUGUACCGAUUCUUGAAUAAACUAUAUCAAAUCUGGUGGAUUC